Molecule: messenger RNA, 1224 nt
Organism: Melopsittacus undulatus (budgerigar)
Lineage: Eukaryota; Metazoa; Chordata; Aves; Psittaciformes; Psittaculidae
Product: thyrotropin-releasing hormone receptor-like
Exons: 2
Coding region: 1-1164 (387 amino acids)
Biological process (GO): phospholipase C-activating G protein-coupled receptor signaling pathway
Cellular component (GO): membrane
Molecular function (GO): thyrotropin-releasing hormone receptor activity
Source: RefSeq, a predicted model, not a curated record
AUGGAGAACGGCUCAGCCAGCCCGGGAGCCGCACUGAGCGGCAGCGGCAAUGAGACACUGGGCAGGAUGCCCCGGCAGCCCCUAGAGCUGCAGGUGGUCACCAUCCUGCUGGUGCUGAUCAUCUGCGGGGUGGGCAUUGCGGGCAACGUGAUGGUGGUGCUGGUGGUGCUGUGCACCAAGGACAUGGUGACCCCCACCAACUGCUACCUGGUGAGCCUGGCGGUGGCCGACCUCAUCGUGCUGCUGGCGGCUGGGCUGCCCAACGUUUCGGAAGUGGUGGCGUCUUGGGUGUACGGCUACGCUGGCUGCCUCUGCAUCACCUAUUUGCAGUACUUGGGCAUCAACAUCUCUGCCUGGUCCAUCACUGCCUUCACUGUGGAGCGUUACAUCGCAAUCUGCCAUGCUAUCAAAGCACAGCUCCUGUGCACUGUGUCCCGCGCCAAGCGCAUCAUCUCCUCGCUGUGGCUCUUCACCUCCGUCUAUUGCCUCAUGUGGUUCUUCCUGGUGGACACAACCCAAGUCACCUUCUCAGAUGGGGCACAGGUCAGCUGUGGCUAUCGGGUCUCCAGGAGCCUUUACAUGCCCAUUUACUUCUUGGAUUUUGCUGUCUUCUACAUCAUCCCACUGGGGUUGGCAGUUGUCCUCUAUGGCCUCAUUGCCCGCAUCCUUUUCAUGAACCCCCUGCCCACCAGCCUGCAACACUCCUGCCCUGGCUCCAUGCACCAGGGCAGCUCCCUCAAGCUCUCCUGCCAGGGCAACAGGGGGGCUCUGAGCUCCCGCAAGCAGGUGACCAAGAUGCUGGCUGUUGUGGUGGUCCUCUUUGCCCUUCUGUGGAUGCCUUAUCGCACACUAGUGGUGGUGAACUCCUUCAUGGACCCUCCGUACCUGAACAUCUGGUUACUUCUCUUCUGCCGCAUGUGCAUCUACCUCAACAGUGCCAUCAACCCCAUCAUCUACAGUCUCAUGUCACAGAAGUUCAGGGCUGCCUUUAGGAAGCUGUGCAAGUGUGAAGCAAAGAGUGCUGAGAACCCUGUGUCAUACCACAACCCCGUGUACUACAGUGUUACGAAGGACCAUUUCCAUGAUAGCUCCGAUCACAACACUGAACAAGAAGAUCUGAGCAUUCUCCCUGUACCUGCAAAGAAGAACAAGCCUGACAAAUAAAUCCUGGGACCCUUAAACAGUGCAGGCAGUGGGAUCUAUGCAGCUGUAUGAACUGUGUUG